Molecule: messenger RNA, 635 nt
Organism: Athalia rosae (coleseed sawfly)
Lineage: Eukaryota; Metazoa; Arthropoda; Insecta; Hymenoptera; Athaliidae
Exons: 6
Coding region: 110-511 (133 amino acids)
Molecular function (GO): odorant binding
Source: RefSeq, a predicted model, not a curated record
UGCGAGGGCGCGAAUCACAUAUAUAUAUGCGAUUAUCGCCGACCAACAGUGCAGACAGAUCAGAUUCGACCACAGUCGACUGAACUUCGUCGUUACUAUAAUAGUAAAGAUGAAUAAACUCGUGCUCUUUGGAAUUCUGUGCGUUUGUGUCGUCGCGGCUACAAAGCCGAGGGCAGAUAGCAAGGCGAAAUGUUACGCUGAGACGGACCUCGCCGAUCUGGACGUCAGGGCCACGAUCAAGAAGUCCAUUUCGCGACCGGAACCACUGAAACAGAUCAUCGCUUACUUGGCCUGCUUCAUGCAAGAUCGUUCUAUCCUCACAGCCGACGGGAUAUUCGACGCCGAAGUCUGCAAGAAGGAAGUACGUCCGGAGAACGCGGCUUCUGCCAAUCCCGUCAUCGACGCUUGUGCCAGCCAACGUGGAAAAAACGCACUGGAGACAACUGCACUACUUCUGAAAUGCCUGAAGGAAAGGGACCCGAAGCUCCUCGAAAAAUUGGACAUCUUCUAAAUUGGCGUAUGAAAAUUUUGGGGCGAAAUUACCCACCGUAUCGCACGCAUCGAGCACCGUUUGAAACUGCCAUGCGAAAUGUAUUUCAUUCUAUUUCAAUAAAUCUCUGACUUCACGUUCGAAA